CACAGUGCAGCCCGGCGGUGCAGGCGGCGCAGCCCCGCCGGCCGCUCGCCCUGCCCGGCCCCCGGCUCCCCCCUCCCCGGUCCCCCCCCCCGGUCCCCCGGUGCCCCCCUCCGUUCCCCCCAGCCGCCGGGAUGCUGCCGGGCUCCUCUCCCGGCCGCUGAGCCUCCGGCGGCCCGGGGAAGCCCGGAGCCCCUCCUGCAGCCCCCGGCGGGCGGAUCGCGCUGCGGGUCACCUUGCAGGGAGGAAAAUGGGGGCCACUGCCCCAGUGUGACCCAUCUCUAAGGUACAACAAAACACAGACUGCCCGCCGUGCUCCCUCAGACACCUCCCAGUAUGGAUGGCUUGAUUGAGCAAAACAGCGUGCUGAUGCACAAUAAGAUCGCCGAAGCCGGGAAAAGGAACGGUUUAAUUAACACAAGGAACUUGGUAGCAGAGAGCCGAGAUGGUCUGGUCUCCGUCUACCCAACCCCGCAGUACCAGGGCCACCGAGCGGGGAGCCUUUCCUCUCCGAGCUGCCUGGAGAACGGCAGGAGCGACCCCGUGCAGCAGCUCCUGGAUCCCAACAUGCUGCAGCAGACGGUGGAGUCCCACUACCGGCCCAACAUCAUCCUCUACUCGGAGAACGUGCUGCGCUCGUGGGGCGAGAGCAUCGGCUCGGAGUGCUGCGAAACCACCUUCAUUGAGGACCGCUCCCCCACCAAGGACAGCCUGGAGUACCCGGACAGCAAGUUCAUCGACCUCUCGGCAGAUGACAUCAAGAUUCACACCCUCUCCUACGAUGUGGAGGAGGAGGAGGAUUUCCAGGAACUAGAGAGCGAUUACUCAAGUGACACCGAAAGCGAAGACAAUUUCCUGAUGAUGCCACCAAGAGACCAUCUCGGCCUCACUGUGUUCUCCAUGCUCUGCUGUUUCUGGCCACUGGGAAUUGCUGCCUUUUACCUGUCUCAUGAGACAAACAAAGCUGUAGCCAAGGGGGACUUCCACCAUGCAAGCUCCAGCUCUCGGCGAGCACUCUUCCUGGCUGUGCUGUCCAUCACAAUCGGAACUGGCAUCUAUGUCGGGGUGGCCGUGGCUCUUAUUGCCUAUCUGUCCAAAAACAAUCACUUAUGAGCCUCAGGAAAGGGGGAGAACCAGCCACCCAGCACCUGCACUGCAGAACUCCACAGCAGAUCAGACUGCAUGGUUUUUCAAAAAGAUCAAGAGACAAACAAACACCUUCUGUGGGCAGGUACAGGCUAAGAUGGGCUUGUGCAUUACUGUAGGGUGGGAAGAUGGCUGUGAUGGGGCUAGUUCCACCGUUUGUGACGCACAAGUCUUGCUUCUCUUCAUGAACCCCUGUGGAAGGAAGGAAGGAAGGAAGGAGAAGAAGGAAAAGAAAAGAAAAGAAAAGAAAAGAAAAGAAAAGAAAAGAAAAGAAAAGAAAAGAAAAGAAAAGAAAAGAAAAGAAAAGAAAAGAAAAGAAAAGAAAAGAAAAAUUGGGGGAGGUGUGGAGAGGAGUGUUUUGCCUUUGCCUUCUUUGCAAUAUGGUGUUUACAAGAAGCUGGCAAACAGAGAUGUUCUCUGAAUACCUUCUUGGUGACCUGAACUUUGCAGCCAGCAUGAGCUUGUGCUUAGUUUGCUUGUUAAGCACGGCACUGAGAUCUGGAAAAGUAUGGACGGUGGCUGGUUCUCUGAAAGAGCAAUAUAACAACAGGAGGAAGAAUGUUUUCUUUCUUUUUUUUUUUCCUUCUCUCUCUUUUUUUUUUUAAUGCAGAACUCAUUUGCCUAAGAGUGAACCAGAGAAUAGUAUUUCCUACUCUUCUCGUCUUGGUAGGUUUCCUGGAAGGAAAAAAGAAAAUAAUAAUAAAAAAUAUUUUUCUUUCCUUUCUUUGUUUUUUUGGCUUAAGAUGUGACCCACAGGCCCACUCGAUACAGAACAGCUGAGGUUACUGCAUGACUUGGCUCCGCAGACUGAGUGUGAGGUCGAAGUAGCAUGGGAUCCAUUGUAAAAUGAAUUUCUCCAUCCAGUCACACCGUGAUAACAACAUGUUCCUGUGGCAUAUUGCUCACCGGGGUUGCUCCACCCUACAGUGGAGACAUGCAUAGCAGCAAAUGCAAGAAACCUGGGGAAAAAAUGCAAACUGAAAUACUAACCAUUUUUAAAUUACAAAACAUGGAAAAGCAUGGGAAUUAACCAGGGGAAGGAAAGCUUCAUACAUUUCUGAGGUAUUCCUCAUACACAGAGCAUCAAAGGGGAUCACUCAGAUUACAAGCUGACAGCUCCUCCAUGGACACAAUAUAGCCAUGGAGAGAAAAGCAUGUCCCUUGAUAAGUGAUGUAAUGGUAUAUUGUAAGGGAAUUGAGCAUUAUCCUUACUUCACUGACUAGUUUAUUUAUUUAUUAUUUUAUUCUUUGCUCCUUCCCCGCAGUCACCCUUUUUUUUGUUUUCUUACAAAUGUACCAUUUCACGAAGGAUUUAUGUGUAUAGAUAUAUAUAUGUAUCUACAUAUGCAUAUGCAUAUAUCUAUACAGAAACUGAUCAAGACAAUAAAUAUUUUAUUAUUCACUGCCUCCUGUUUUACCAACACCAUUUCUUCACCCAAAGACCUUUUUGCCAAUCUCUGUAUUUUGUGUCUGUUUUGCUCUGGGAUAUUUUUUUUCCUUCUGUUUUGGGGUUGACAUUAUUUUAGUUUUGGUUUGACUUCUGUUUUUUUUUUUAGGGAGGAGGAGAACAAACACAUUCAAAACUAUUUUUCUGCUGGUUAUAAAGUUUAUUAAAAUACAUGGUAUACAGCU
Molecule: messenger RNA, 2775 nt
Organism: Cygnus atratus (black swan)
Lineage: Eukaryota; Metazoa; Chordata; Aves; Anseriformes; Anatidae
Gene: SYNDIG1
Product: synapse differentiation inducing 1
Exons: 4
Coding region: 334-1110 (258 amino acids)
Biological process (GO): synaptic vesicle clustering; positive regulation of synapse assembly
Cellular component (GO): synaptic vesicle membrane; postsynaptic density membrane; intracellular membrane-bounded organelle
Source: RefSeq, a predicted model, not a curated record